Gasterosteus aculeatus aculeatus (three-spined stickleback) is the source of this 4044-nucleotide messenger RNA. RefSeq lists its product as uncharacterized. The record is from RefSeq and is a predicted model, not a curated record. NCBI's taxonomy places the organism in Eukaryota, Metazoa, Chordata, Actinopteri, Perciformes, Gasterosteidae. Gene Ontology annotation, molecular function: protein binding. Gene Ontology annotation, biological process: positive regulation of transcription elongation by RNA polymerase II.
ACCGGUCACGUGACGGAGCGGCCGCUAGGCGGCGCUUCGGGUUUGCGGCCCCGCUUUGGCGACAGUGAGGACCGGGGGGCGACGUUGCGGUUCAACGCGCAGAGGACGUAUGACCUUAUAAUGUAGCUGUCCUCCCUUGCUCCCAGUACCCAUGAGGACAUGCAGCCGUACAGGUGGCCUGGUCAUGAGCUGCAGCUUCUUGGAGAGCUGCAGAGACAACAAAACAACGCCCAAUUCUGUGAUGUCCUGUUGAAAACUGAUGGUAUCACGGUCCCGACCCACAGUUGCGUCCUUGCAGCGCUCAGUCCUUACCUGUCUCAGAGGCUGUUGUCCUCCCCGUCCCCCCCGUUGGGCCAGAAGCGUGAGCUCUGUCUCCAGGCGGUAAAGGCCCAGACGCUGCUGAAGCUCGUCAGCCUUCUGUACUCCGGGGAGGUGGAGGUGAACGGAAGCGCGGAGCAGAAUGACUUGCUGUCUGCAGCGGGCCAGUUUGGGAUCGCAGACUUUGUUAACGGACAGAGAAAUGCAGAAGGGUGGGAGGGGGGACUCCAGAAAAGUUGUUUUGGGAGUUUCGGAGAGAAGAACGAAAGCAGACAAACUCCGGCUGCGCAAGUUCAGGCCGGAGGGGCCGGAUGGAGGAACGCAGUUUGUCCAGUCGAAAUGAGAAAUUGUGUAUCCACAGGGAAACAUAAUGUUGAAGCUGAUCAAAAGACUGUGGGAUGUUCCACGAAACACUCACAAACUGAACGUCCACACCCAGUACCUGAACCCGCUGUAGCUACACAUUCGUAUUGUUCGACCUCAUUGGAAUCCCAACGCGUCACACGUGAUGAACAUUUCAGCUCCUCGGCGACCUUCCCCGUCUCGCCCAACAAAGACUCAAACUCCUCAUCACCUCCGGACGACAGCGCCAACGAGCAGUCGUCUAAGAUGGGGGAUAGCAUGCAGGUGUUGGAUGAGGAAGGAACAGGAAACACAAACGGCAAAACAGCUGCCAUUGGGGAAAGAGAUGAGAUGCCAGGAGAGGAAAGGGGAAGCUCCGCAGAGAAGAGGCAUGCACACGUAGGGAUGAAGAGCCUGUCCAAGAUGAGACAGAUGCAGGAGAUGGAGACUUCUAUUAAGAUGAAGCUGAGGAGGAGGAUCAAUGGAGAAGUGUGGGAGGUUGUGAAUGUGCAAGACACAGAGGAUGCGUUGUCAGUUAACUCCCUGAAACAGGAUGACUCCAGCCACAAAAGGCUGCGCGCUGACCCGGUGAGCCGUGAGCCUCCUCUCUCUUGUGUCCAGCCAGGCCCAACUCAUAAACCGGAGGCCACGGCUAUUCAACCCGCAACCAAUCACUCCACCGAGCAACCGCCUCACCCCGACUACGACCCCCAGCUUCUGUCCAGUGACUUCUUCAGUGAAGCGCUUGAGUCGGUCCCGCUGAACCAGGCUGCAGGCUCUGCAGAGGAGUGUGACGAGCAAAUGGAGAAGCUGCUGGAGGACAUCAUGAUGGGUCUGAACAUCCUGCCAAACUUGGACAGAGACUGCAAAGAGUCUGAUUGUCCUCAAACGGACCAGGAAGGAGUACUGGCCAAUUGCCGGGUCCCAGUUACAGAGAACAAGUGGCAGCAGAGUCAAACUCGUGUUGCCGCCGGGGCCGCGGGAUGUGAGUAUUACCAGGACUUUGAGACGCCAAUUGGCAACACAGCAACCAAUACAGGUAUCUAUUGUAAUUUUACAGCUCAGAACCAGCCCGGCUGUUCAAGCCUCUCCUCGGCACAGCCGGCUGCUGUCCAGGAGCACCAGACCUCCCCCGCGAAUCCCUCAUCCGUCACGCCUGUGGGAGGAAGAGAAGGAACAAGCCUGCAGGGCGCCACGCUGUGGAAAACGCUACAUUGUCAAUAUCCAGAAGCGAGGCAAUUUGCAUCCCGCACUUAUUCCCCAGCGUGCCAGGAACCGCCCUCACAAGACAAUCGGCACACGGUGGAGCCUUUUCUCCACGUUAAUGAAAAUGGAGCCCAGUCCUUGCAGCCCUUACGUUGCAUGGAUGACUUGCGGCUUCCUCGAUGUCUCUCUCCGUUAGAGCCGUCCACCUCCACAGCAAAACAUCAGCCCGACCUCAACAGCUCCACGAACCACAGCGAUAUUUUUGAGCUACAGUCACCUGUACGCGGACGACCCUGGCUUGCCAUAAAACCCGGAUUACUACAAUUCCCUCUCAGUGCCAUGGUUCAUGGAGAAAGUAAAAGUGUGUCUUUUCCCCGGCAGUCAAAUUGCAGCAACUCUUCACAGCGAGAGCAGAACCAGCCGGAGUUGAAUCCACCAGGUGGGGAAACCCGGACAGCAUCUUGUUCCGUUCGAGAGGUGAAAGAGAGAGAAGCAAUAUCCGGUGGUCAUGAACACGUGCCGGAGGAGAAAUCUGAUUUCCGGAAGGUGAAGAAAAAUGUCAAAUGUAAACAAGUGGACACUAAAGGUGAAGGUGUGGUGGCUAAAAAGAGGAAAAGGGCGCACUCCGGUCAUCCACUGAACACCAGUUCUCCUUCAGAGUACAUUCGAGUGAAAGUCAGUGAUGGAGCAAAACGUCAAAUGAACCUCGCCGUCUGUUUAGUCAGUUUGUCAAGCAACAACGUCCUGGCAAAGGAAAGAGAAAUGGCCGCCAGUUCAAACGUGCCCAACCCCUUUGCAGGGAAAACAAAUGAACCGUCGACCAUCACAGAAAGUCGGAGAGAGACAACCAGAGGGCCCGGAGAUCCCACUACCAGUCCCAUGCGGAUCAGGACCAGGGGCUUUUUGAAAAAAACUCAAGAGACCCCGGGUAGCUCAAGCACAGAAAGUCCUGUUUUGAAAUCCGCUUCCUGCAGAGCUCAAAUUGUGAAUAAACAAGACGCACCCGAGCAGGGCCGCGGGAGGCAGCGGGCAAAGAGGGGCCGCGGGAGGCCGCGGAAAAUAGCAGUCGAAGCGAUCCCGCCAGACAAAACGAGCCACGAUGUAAAAAGAGAGGAGCAAAUUGACGGCGGUUUGUCAAAGGAGGGGAGCAGGAAGACAAGGAGGUGUAUGAAACGGAUCGGGAAUGAACGCGAAUCGGAGGCGGUUCCACCGCCGGCCUUCAGCGCUGAGGCGGGCCGCGACGCCGACGUGAUCCCUGACCGGAGACUACGCGGAGCGACCAAACCAUCCAGGAUGGUCAAUCUGAAGGAGUUCCAGAAGCUCGUCAAGCGCCAACACUCAAAGACCAGAAAGUCCAGAACGCAAGAGAAGAACAGCCAGGACGAGGAAAGCCGCGAUACCGCAAGAGUCGCAGAGUGUGAGGACGAGAAGGCGCGCGGCAGCGGAUUUGAAGAAUUAACUCGCGAGACAGAAAUGGACGUCGCAAAGCCCCGGGACGGGGACGUGCUUAAAGAGUGUCUCCACAUCUCUAAUGUCGGAGUUGAUGAUAAUAAUAACGAUCCAAUUUUUAACAAAUCAGCGGCUGAGGAUGGCGAGUCCCAGCGAGACGAGACGAACGUCUCUGCCAGUGAGUCCCGGCCAGUGUCGGCCUGCGACGUCUCGGGAGAAGAGGCCGCGUUAGCAGCUGAGACGGAGCAGCCACUGAAGUGUCCCGAUGAAGCCUGUGGUAAAGGGGAGUCAGGUGAAACACCGCAGACUGCCAUCCACGACGAAGGAUCGUUUUACAGUGACACGCACUUGCCUCAAGAAGACGAAAUGCCUCUGUUGAGCCACGGGACGCCACAGAGGACGAGUGAACCGCAGUCGGGCGCUGGGUCCGGCGGCAGCAGCGGCUGCGAUGAAGAGGAGGUAGACGUCCUGCUCUUCACUCCAGACAAAGUGCCGCCGACCCAAGAGUGUGAGAAUGGACUCGACCACAUGGAGAUAACUCCAGAGGAAGAGGACGAGGAGGAUGGGAAUGAGAUUGAUGUAACCGGAGAUGAGGCAGAGUAAUACUUUUGUAUUUGUGCAUAGUUUUUACUAUGUUGUGUGACUAAUUCAGCACUUUGGUGGGCUGAGCAUUAUGUUCUCCCUGAUGUGGUUUUAUGUAUGUCCACAAAGAUGCCAGACAAAGUCAGU